CUUAAGAUAUCACUCUUGAUUACAGCCGGAAGUAAUUUGUCACCAAAGUACAGAUUUGAAAGAUGCCAAAAAGUGAAAGGAAUAUGCAAACCAUUUUGUGACGAUGUUGAGUAUGAUUAUGGAUACUGCAUUAAAUGGAGAAACCAGUGCUGCGUAUAAACUCUGGAAUACGGAAGUCAUAUUGAGCAUCAAACCUGGAACAGAGGUGCAUGUUACUCAAGAGUAGAUAAAAACAAAGUGCUUAUAAGCUUUAAUGCUCAACAUGAAGAAUCAAAAGAAAUUAAAAGAACUAGACAAGAAUGUUACCGUAUUCGUGGUGUCUGCAGGAAUACAUGCAGCCCCCAAGAGUUUGUAGCUAUUUAUUGUGGAGAAAUACCCUGCUG
Messenger RNA from Ochotona princeps (American pika), 383 nucleotides. Its product is annotated as beta-defensin 110-like. The record is from RefSeq and is a predicted model, not a curated record. The annotation marks the transcript as partial. Gene Ontology annotation, biological process: innate immune response. NCBI's taxonomy places the organism in Eukaryota, Metazoa, Chordata, Mammalia, Lagomorpha, Ochotonidae. The transcript is spliced from 2 exons. Gene Ontology annotation, cellular component: extracellular region.